AUGUCUACCUUCCCCAUCUUUCACACCCUAAACAGUGGAGCUGGCUUCCCUGGACUAUCCUCCUACCCUGCUGAGCAGAUAUCAUUAGCCCCUAUGGAGCAACCCCUGUAUGAUCCAAAAGCCGCCGACCUUGCUGCGCUGGAUUUAAUACCUGAAGAUGACUGGCUUAAAAUUCUGGGGCUCCAACCCUCAUCUGCGCCUGGUGCAUAUUGGAUGCAUGUGGACUCUCCUCCCAUUGCGGAGGAGUCGCUCUCAGACGUCCAAAAUGAUUUCACCGCUGCCAUUCGCAUAAAGGUUUCCCAUCCUCGGGUAGCUCAUGCGUGUGAUCACUGCAGGCGCAGAAAAACAAAAUGUUCGGGGGAUCAGCCAGUGUGUGCGAGCUGCAAGAAAAGAGGCAAGGUGUGCCAGUGGACUCCUAUCAAAACCACUAAAGAGCGACGAAGCCGGAAGCCUUAUGACGUUGGUUCUGAAUACCGCCCUCGAGCAAGUGCAUCUGCACCGUCUGCCCCGUAUAUUGCGGCACCUAGGGCGACUUAUCCGAGCGUUAUGCUCCCGAAUCCGAUGACCAUUUGGUCUAUCGAGGAUGCUAUGUCUGCAGCGCAGGCUAGUACGAUUUCGAAUGCGUCCUCUAGUCGGAGCGAGCCUUCUUUUCAAACACCCACUGGCUGGAGUGCUCAGUAUGAUUCGGACUACGAUGUUCAAUGGAUCCCAUCGCCUCCUUCCUCCUGUCCUUCAUUGGGGAGUGAUGACUUAUCUCGCGAAUCGUCGCCUUUGGACACGCCCACGCGCGCCAACUCAACACCUGACUCAAUAUAUCUUUCUGGGGAGGAGCCGGCGCAGAAUUUCGACGACAUCGAUGAUUUCUUCAAAGAUCUAUAUCAAGGUCUAUCUCCCGAGUGGUCUUCUGUCUUACAAAGCUGGCCGGAGAUGCCUUUUGCUCAGUAA
Suillus discolor is the source of this 945-nucleotide messenger RNA. RefSeq lists its product as uncharacterized. Gene Ontology annotation, molecular function: DNA-binding transcription factor activity, RNA polymerase II-specific; RNA polymerase II cis-regulatory region sequence-specific DNA binding; zinc ion binding. Bases 1 to 945 code for a protein of 314 amino acids. NCBI's taxonomy places the organism in Eukaryota, Fungi, Basidiomycota, Agaricomycetes, Boletales, Suillaceae. Gene Ontology annotation, cellular component: nucleus. The record is from RefSeq and is a predicted model, not a curated record. The transcript is spliced from 2 exons. Gene Ontology annotation, biological process: positive regulation of transcription from RNA polymerase II promoter by galactose.